Vicia villosa (hairy vetch) is the source of this 231-nucleotide messenger RNA. RefSeq lists its product as uncharacterized. The transcript is spliced from 4 exons. The record is from RefSeq and is a predicted model, not a curated record. Lineage: Eukaryota; Viridiplantae; Streptophyta; Magnoliopsida; Fabales; Fabaceae. The coding region runs from base 1 to 231 and encodes 76 amino acids.
AUGUUAAUAAGAAUCUUGGUAGCUAUUGAUGAAGAAUAUGAGAGCAUUUACGCUCUAACAUGGAGUUUGAAGAAGAUUGCACAGGAUGUCUUUUUCUCAUCUGAUGUUACGACAACGAAGGAGAAGUAUAGCCAACAAGUUGUUGAGUUUGUUUUAGAGCAAGACAAGGAUUUUAUGGGAAGUGUGAGCAACCACUAUGCACAGAAUGUGAAGUGUCCUGUUUUGAUAUGA